Equus quagga is the source of this 678-nucleotide messenger RNA. Its product is annotated as proteoglycan 3-like. NCBI's taxonomy places the organism in Eukaryota, Metazoa, Chordata, Mammalia, Perissodactyla, Equidae. Bases 1 to 678 code for a protein of 225 amino acids. The transcript has 5 exons. Gene Ontology annotation, biological process: immune response. Gene Ontology annotation, molecular function: signaling receptor activity. The record is from RefSeq and is a predicted model, not a curated record.
AUGAAACGCCCUCUGCUCCUGCCCCUUCUCCUGCUGGGGACAGUUGCUGCUCUUCAUCUGGAGAGUGAUAACUCCCAUUUGGACAUCCGAGAGACACAGGCAGACCUGACCCAGGAUGUGGAAGGUUCAGGGGAGCAGGAGGGAGAGUUGGCCCUGACAGAGGAGGUGAUUCAGUCAGAAGGAGAGGAGGCUGAGGCUUCCACCAAUCAAGACACCUUUGAGGAUGAGCAGUCCAUGGAGUUGGACCCAGCAGCCCUGGCUGAACAGUUGCAGUGCCCCAGGGAAGAAGAAACAAUACACUUGUGUGGCCAUCCUGGGUGCAAGAAUGUCAACUACCUUUUGGUGCCAAGCCCCAAGGACUUUAGACAAGCUCAGAAUGUCUGCGAGAGGUGCUACCAAGGCCAUCUUGUCUCCAUACACAGCUCCAGCUUAAACCAUCUCCUCCAGUACAAGAUCAAGGAUAUCAAUCAAGGCCAGGUCUGGAUUGGAGGCAUCUUGAAGGGCUGGUGGUGGCGCAGGAGAUUUCACUGGACUGAUGGGAGCACCUGGGAUUAUGAAAACUGGCCCCCAGGGGAGACCGGAAAUGGGAGAGGCAACUGUGUUGCUCUGAGUAGCAGAGAUGGUUACUGGCGACGAGCUCCUUGCGAAACGCGUCUGCCCUUCAUCUGCUCCUCCUAA